Lichtheimia ornata is the source of this 657-nucleotide messenger RNA. RefSeq lists its product as uncharacterized. Gene Ontology annotation, cellular component: SNARE complex; endoplasmic reticulum membrane; ER to Golgi transport vesicle membrane. Gene Ontology annotation, molecular function: SNAP receptor activity; SNARE binding. The record is from RefSeq and is a predicted model, not a curated record. NCBI's taxonomy places the organism in Eukaryota, Fungi, Mucoromycota, Mucoromycetes, Mucorales, Lichtheimiaceae. The coding region runs from base 1 to 657 and encodes 218 amino acids. Gene Ontology annotation, biological process: vesicle fusion; endoplasmic reticulum to Golgi vesicle-mediated transport. The transcript is spliced from 6 exons.
AUGAAUUCACUUUACAAUCAUGCUUUAAAGCAAUCCAAUGCGCUACAGCGAGAUCUUGAUAAAUUCGCAUCCGGACAAGACACAUCGGCAGGAUUACAAGGUCAAAUAACAGCUGCCUUUAGCACGUUACAACGAUCCAUCGACGACUAUGACAACCUUGCUAAACGUGAGAUGGUAACGGUCAAAAAGGAGACCGCAUUAAACCGUGUAUCCAAGUUUCGAGAAGAUUUGCAAGGGAUGCGAACACGAUUUGAAGGUCUUAAAAAGCAAGCAGCAGCUCAGCAACUUGAACAAAACCGUGAUUCCCUAUUAGCGAGAAGAGGCCGACAUCAAACAACGACUGAAUCUUCUUCCGAAUAUCCUUAUCUCUCCCGAUCCGAAUUUGCCAUGCGAGAAUCCGCUUUUGUCGAUUCGACCGAUUCUCAGCUUGAUGAUUUCAUUACUCAAGCACAAAACCUUUUGGAGAAUUUGACAGAUCAACAUGGUGUAUUGAAGAAAACACAAAAGAGGCUAUUGGAUGCUGCCAACACAUUGGGAUUAUCAAAGAACGUUAUCCGAUAUAUUGAACGAAGGACAGCCCAAGAUAAAUGGAUCUUUAUUGUUGGUCUGAUCAUUACUAUUGCAUUCAUGUGGGCCAUAGCGCAUUACUUUGGUUAG